AUGGUUUUGACUGCAUUGACCCAGUUUAGUUGCAAGGUGAAUGUUGAUGACACCAUUGAGAUGUUACCAAAAUCGAGAAGAGCGCUCACCAUUCAAGAGAUUGCUGCAUUAGCACGAUCAUCGUUGCAUGGUAUCUCCCAGGUGGUCAAGGACCAUGUGACCAAGCCCACUGCCAUGGCACAGGGUAGGGUAGCCCACCUUAUAGAGUGGAAGGGCUGGUGCAAGCCCAUGGACACCCCAGCAGCCCUGGAGUCGGAUUUCAACUCCUACUCCGACCUCACCGAGGGAGAACAGGAGGCCCGCUUUGCUGCAGGUGUGGCAGAGCAGUUUGCAAUUGCAGAGGCCAAGCUGAGGGCCUGGUCCUCCAUUGAUGGUGACGACUCCAAUGAUGACUCAUACGAUGAAGACUUUCUCCCUGCCAAUGAACCAACCACACAAAGCACAGAUGUGCCGUCGUAUCCUCCCUACCUGAAGGACCUGAUCCACAGCCAGGUGUGUCAACAUCUGGGUCUGCAGGGGCCAUGUUGCGAGGGCGGUGGAGGGGGAGGAGAGGGAGGUGGCAGCGGAGAUCCCUCCCCCACGGCAGGCUCUCCAGACACCCUCUGCUCCAGCCUCUGCAGCCUUGACGAGCAUCACCCGCUGCUGCGCGACCUGGGCGGCCACCGCGGCAACACCUCCCACGGCAAUGCGGCCGAGCUGGCCGCCAAGAUCCUGUCGGCGCUCCAGGGGGGAGAGGAGCUGCUGCUGGCUCGCAUCCAGAGGGUGGGGCAGGGGGUGCCCGGGGGCGGGGACUGCGGCUUCCACGCCCUGGGGGGAGGGAGGGGCGGCAGCAGACCCUGUGGGGGUCAGGACUCUCCCUGCUACUCCGCGUCCUACUCCGAGACGUACCUGUCGCCGGGGGAGGACGACGACACUCCCUGCAAGGACUACGAGGGCCCUGUGUGCCAGGUGGAGGCGGAGGGCAAUGGGGAGCAAUUCCCCCCCAACUACGACCCCCGCAGGAGGGUGUCCGACGUGGCCUCCUCAGGGGUAGUCUCUCUGGAUGAGGAGGAGGAGGAAGAGGAG
Messenger RNA from Lampris incognitus (smalleye Pacific opah), 1065 nucleotides. RefSeq names its product family with sequence similarity 131 member Ab (gene fam131ab). The record is from RefSeq and is a predicted model, not a curated record. NCBI's taxonomy places the organism in Eukaryota, Metazoa, Chordata, Actinopteri, Lampriformes, Lampridae. The transcript is spliced from 5 exons. The annotation marks the transcript as partial.